UCCGCCCUGGCCCAUAUGCAGCUUGCCUGUGUGCAGCAAUGGUCCCCCUGUCCGCGGCACUGUGCCGUGAGGGGCAAGUUAGCCUUACUGGGACACGGACCACAGUGGCUCUCCCGAGAAACCUGUGCAAAUAAAUUGCCCAAGUUCUGGAUGAGACCUUUUGAAGAGAUCACUGAGGUCGAUUACCACGAUCUGAGAGAGCACAUCAAUGCCCUAUUCUGCAUCUAGGCAUGUAUGCCGCCCUAACCCUCCUCACCCCAAGAGCCCACACCAAAUAACUUUCUUCCCAAAAUAAAAACCAUUUCCUGGGAACCUCCUCUCGUGUUUGUCCUUCCCCAAGCACCAGCUGCCACAACUAGCUACCUCCUCCUGGCCUGAGAACAGCUCCUGGCUGCAUGCAUCGAGGGAUUCCGGGGUGUCUUCCUCCGCCUCAGCACCCUCACUCCCGCUUUGCUGCUGCUGUUGCUCCUCCUCCUCCCACCUUGUUGAGCUGAGCUCUGAAGUGGCCAUUGUGAUACUCAGAGUGGAGGUGGGGUCGGCCCCAAGUAUCACGUCCAGCUCUUUCUAGAAACGGCAGGUCGUGGGGGCAGCACUGGAGCGGCUGUUUGCCUCGCAGGCUUUGCAGUAGGCAUUCUGCAGCUUCUUCACUUUAAUCCUGCACUGCAGUGUGUCCGGUCAUGGCCCCUUUCCAUCAUGUCCCUUGAUAUCUGCCCGAAGGUAUCAUAAUUCCUAUGGCUGGAGCGCAGCUGGGACUGGACAGCUUCCUCCCCCCAAACACUGAUGAGGUCCAGUACCUCGCCAUUGCUCCAUACUGGGGAUCGCCUGGCUCGUGGAGGCAUGGUAACCUGGAAAGAUUCGCUGAGAGAACUCCACGCCUGGCUGAGCAAACAGGAAGGGGAUUUUCAAAAUUCCUAGAGAAUUGAAAGGGUGGGUCUGACGGUUGGUCACCUGAGGGCGGGGCAGUAGAGUUCAAAAUGAUGACCAGAGUGGCUAGAACGGGCAUUGUGGGACACUUCUGGAGGCCGAUCAGAGCACAGUAACAGACCAGGGCAUCCACACUGGUGCCGCGGCGCUCCAGCGUGGGCGCACAAAACGUUAUUCCACUCGCCAAGGUGGAGUACCAGGAGCGGACCAGCCGUGGAGUCAGUGCGCUCUAUGUGCCUUUCCAGUGUGGCCGGGUAGUGAGCAAGUGGGCCCAGGCCUCCUUUAAUGCUCUGUAACUCGCAAAUGUAGCCAAGCCCCGAAUUUACCCUAACCUAUGUGUGAACAUCACCAUUGCACAGCUAUGCCCAAAUUACUGUGUCCUCGCUGUUUCUGGACUUGCCUGUGUGUGUGUCAGCAGCAUAUGCUAUCAUUCUUUGUAACAAGGUGCUCUAGAAUUCUUUCCCAGUCAGUUGUGGGACAACUUGUCUAUCCUUCGGGGGAACUGGGAAAGCAUUGGAGAAUUAGCAGCACUAGUGUGAUUUUGCUUGUCUUCACUGUAAAAGCGUGUGGGUUUCAGACAGAGUUAAAGCAGAACUUGAACUCUAACCCAGCUGUGCUAGCUAGCUGGGGAAGAAAGCACCUCCAAACUCAGGUAAAAAGUUCUUGUGUAUGAACCAUAACAGCAUUGGGUUAAAACUUGGGUAAGAGCAAGGGUUAACUCUGGGAUGAAUAUAUUGGGUAUAUGCUGGGACAGAGGGCUGAAGAAAGAAGAAAAGAGCAGAAGUUUUUCUUGGCAAGCGCACACAUGAGUGAACAAAAGUACUUUCAACAAGGUGGGAGGUGUUUACAGGCUACUUGCUGCCUUUGCCCUAAACUUUGUCUACAGAGGAGCGGGGAGAAAAUAACUUCCUAAACAUCUAGAGCAAAGCCUGAAGCCACAAAUAAACUUGCGUCAAUUCCUUACUCUUUGCUUAUGAGGUAGGAAUUUUUAUUGGAUACUUCCCUUCUGGCCAUAAUACGUGACAUUCCCAUACUAGUUUCAAGUACUAAAAGUCUGGACUUUGAGGAGCCAUCUAUCCAAAACUAUUCUCCAGACAUGAAAGAACCCUCUAUACAAGACUAAAGUGGACUCUUUACUGUUGAAAAUACGUGCAGAAAAUGGUUCAGCCUGGUAACUUUUAUUGCCUGGCUCUCUAGGAGAAAAAUAUAAUGAAGUUAGUAUACAGCAUAGAAACUUCUAUCACCUGUGUGUGUGUUUCCUAUUGAUUUACUAAUUGUAAUUAAAUUCUCAAACAAUAUAUGUAAAACAGCGUGUGGUAAUAUUUUUGUAUGUUUAAUUUUUAUAAUUAAUAAAUAUUUUGAAGUCUGUCACCCCUAUUCCCAAACAAAAUCAAAUGUUUGCCACAUUUUCCUCUGAUUUAGUUAGAACUAUAGGAAUUGCCAUCUUGGAUUAGACUAAUGGUCCAUCUAGUCCAAUAUCCUGCCUCUGAGAGUGGCCAGCAGCAGAGGAAAAAAAAAAAGCCAGUACCCCCAAUAAGCAGAUGUGGAAUAAUCGGUGUGAUGUUGCACCCCAUAAUGCUUUAUGGAAAUAUGCUUAUGAGUGUAAAUAUGACAUAACUGGAAUAUGUUUUAUGCUAGAUAAGUCAUGUAACAUAUCUUUUCAAAAGUUAUGUUCUUCUGCAUGUAUUCAUCCUAUUCAUAUGCAUGUAUCAUUUUUAAAUCUGAAGUUAUGAGCUUUGGCUCUGUGCUUGUAUUUAAAGUGUUUGCAGUAGAGAGCACCUAAGGCAGAUUUGGUCAACAUAGUGUGAAGGGGUUAUUCAAGUAAAUGCAAGUACUUGGUUAACAAUAGACCUUGAUAGACGCCAGUCCACAUCUGAGCUUUCGGUUUGGCCUGUAGACGACUAAGUCAUGCAUGGACAUGUGACUUGCCCAUGUGAUUCCAAAAGUCCAUGUUGAGCUGUGAUUCUACAAAGGGGGAGAGGCGGGGUUUCAUGCACAAGAGAGAAACUAUAUAAACCCCUGGAUACCCCUCCAUUUUGUCUUCAGCUGGCUCAAGAGUUAGCCUCUCCACCCCCGAAGGAUACCUGAAAGAAACUGGAACAAAGGACAGUAACUACAGGAGUGUGAGUGAUUGCUGGACCCAGACUAGAAGGAGGCUAGUCUGUAAAAGAACAUCUCUGAGGUGGUUUGGAAGCUGUUUAUGCAUAGAAUUUGUCAUUCCCUUUGCUCACUGUGGAGCAUGUAAAUUCUGCAAGACACUUUUAUUUUCUCAAAGGAACUUCAGGGCCUAUGGUUUCACCCUUUGUAAACAAUGCUUCAAGCAGUAUUAAUUCCCACAGAAAUCCAGGAGAUGUCACUAGCUGACCCAGUCACCAGCUGUCUUUCCCCUGCAGUGCAUUAUAUGGUUUGCAAACUUGGAUUUGAGAUAGACAGCCAUUCUGUUAAUAGUAUUGUGUCUGAAAAUGGUGAAGUAUGUUGGAGAACAAUCACAGAGCUUGUGUAUUACCUUGAAUCAGAUCAAAAUGUGGAUUACAUAAAAAGUGUGCAGCUGUUAGGACCUUUAUGUGAAUCUGUUCAUUUGCAUCUACAAUCCCUGACCAUGGAACAGUUUGAAGUUCAAUACUCAUUGUGGUUCCAGUGGACAAACUGUACGGAGCUACUUCUUGAAGUGUUUGCUGCACUGGAGAGCAUGGAAGUUACAGCAAUUGCACUUAGCUUAAUGAAACUAACAUCCUGUCUGGAGCGAGCCUUGGGUGAUGUUUUCUUACUAAUUGGUAAGGACUGUCCAUUCCUUUUAAGAGAUUUGCUUGCAUCUCAGGAGCUUGCUACAGUCUUUGGACAAUCUGUGAUGAAUGUGCUAAGAGUAUUCAUUGGGUCUCCAUAUGGUCUAAAUCUCCGUAACAUUUUGUGGCAUGGAUUUGCUUCCCCUCAGGAAAUUCCUGCAAAAUAUUGCUCUAUGCUGCUUAUUUUAACUGCAGGAUUGGGCCAGUUGCUAAAGAUAUACCUAUUGCAAACUGAAACCAUUUUAGUACAUCGACCUUAUAUAGCCUUCACUAACUUAAAGGAGUUGGACAUUUUUCCAGACAUUAAUCAUGAAGCACUUUCCUUAACUGAGGAAAUAGCAAAGAUAUCCAGUUUUGUAUUAAAAACAAUGUUACCAUUUUGGAUUGCUGCACUAACAGCUUUCAGGCAACACAGGUAUGCUGACUGUGUUAUACUGUUACUCCCUCAGCUGGAAACUGGACUUAGAUUACUCUUCACCACAGUUAAUAAGUGUCCAAAUAGACUGUUAACUGCUGAGUCGUCUUCUCUUUAUACCACCUUUGAUGAGAUGCUAACAAAACAGCUGAAUGACAAAGAAAUCAAUCAGCUUCCUCUAAUUCUUGGAGAGUCUUCAAUGGAAUUCCUUUGGGAUUUCUUGAACCAUCAAGAGGGUCCACGUGUAAGAGAUCAUUUAAGCCAUGGAGAGAUCAACUUAAAUGAGUUUCCAAGAGAAAUAGCCAAUCAGAUACUUGCAUUUUCAGUUACACUUUUAUACAGAUUUUCAGAAGAGGAGGAGCUUGCAGCUCUUAAGGAGCACGCAGCAAUUAAAGCACUGAUCAGCUGUGCGAGUUGCUACCGUUCUCGGUUUCAUCCAGUUGCCCGACUUAAGAAACAGGUGCUGGAGUGUAUGAAGAGCAUUAGUUCAUGGCCUGAGCUUCCUAUAGUGCCUGAAGAGCAAAUUCAAGAAAUUCCAGGGUUGGAAAGAAGUGCAGAAAUUAGUCCUUGUAUUUCUAUGACUACAGAAAUCCUCUCUCAGUUGCAAUACCAUUUGCCCCAGAAUUGCUACAUUUUAGAUGAUCUAAUGAAUAAUCUUCUAACUGAGAAGCUACUGCUUGAACUCUGUAGUACGCACAUUUGUACCCUGUACUGCCCACGUUCUGUACUGGAAAUAUUGGUAGUGUUCCGUAAGAUAUGCACACAGUGCCAUCAAGUGUCAGAUCAAGUUAUUACCAGCACUGAAAUGAGAUACAAGCAGUGGAUAAACAAGAUACUGCAUUCACGACAGAGGCAUAACUAUUUACGCAUGUUAAACAGCAUUAAAUUUCUGUCUCCUGUGUUACGUCUGAUUUUAAUGUUGAUUAUUCUGGAACUAAUCAACAUCCAUACCGUUUGUGAGAAGAAUCCUUGUGAUUAUCAGCAAUAUAUAAAGUUUCUAAAGUCAAUCUUGCAGUAUACCGAGAACUUGGUGACAUACACGAGCCCAGAGAAAAACAAAUGGGAUGAAUCCAUGGAGCUUACGCACAAAGCUUUGAUAAAAAUUAGGACUUUCAGCGAGAGAAAGCUAACAUUAAUGCAGCUAGCGACACAAGUGAAGCUGUCUUGAAAACACUUGGUUUCUGUUACAUCUCAAAAUUAUUAUUUUUUUAAUGCCUCAAAACUUAAUGUGACCAAAAGUCCUAGAAUAUGUCUACUCCUUCCUUUGAGUACAGCUUUCAUCAAAAUGCCUUUGAAACCAGAAUGUGGCAUUUACGUAGCAACAGUGUUGCUGUUUGGAGUUGGAUAAUUGUACUUCCUGAAAAGGGAACAUUUUUGUAAAGUGCACAAUGAGACUCUGAGCUCUUGUCUCAAAAUGAUUUGAAAUGUAUCUAUUAUUUAAGUGUACUAUGUGUUUUGAAGAUUGAUUUUUUUUUAUAGUGUACCUGAAAAUGACCAGGAAAACAACUGAAAUAAUGUAUUGGAAAAAAUGUUGAACUGAAAAAAAGCUUUCAGUGUGAUGAAGCUAAUAUUUGGCCAUUUCUACAGCCACAUACAACCCAUUAUCUCUCAUAUGCCCUUAAACAAAUCCCCCAACAACAACAACAAAAAAACCAACAAAACCAGGUUGCAACAUUUUGAGUUAACAGCAUUUCCUGAAAUCCUUGUUUGCUGGUAUUAGCACAGAAAUGGGCAAACCUUGGGGUGUGAUUUUUUUUAAAAAAACUUUUGUUGUCUAGAAUUUGAAACUGUUUACAUGUGAAAACACUAACAUAUUUUUGUGUUCUCAGCAAUAAGUAUUGAGCACAGUAUUUUUUACACUUGUCAUGGUACCAUUUUUGAUUAGUUUAAUUUUUCACUUUAUCUGCUAGUGCCAAUCUUUAAUGAUUCAUAGUUUGGGUACAAAUUUGGUUUUGUACAUUGAAAAUCAGAAAACAUAAAUGUUCAUCUUGACCCUAAAAGUGAUAUUAUGACCUUAUGUUGCAUACCUCAUUUUUAUCUUUGUUUUUCAAAAAUUAUGAAAAUAAAUCUCCCUUCUCCACCUCCCCCCCAAAGAAAGGGGCCUGCAUCAAUUCAAUAAACAAGCCAUCUACCAAUGAACAUUAAUCUAUGUGUCUUUCCUAAAGGAUGUAAAACAGAUAAAUGCCUCUUGGUCAGGUCUCCAUUUCUUAGUAUUUAUAUAUUUGUACUGUAAGAGGCUUAUUACAAUAAAAGAUUGACUUGUUUAGUCUGAAGAUCA
Molecule: messenger RNA, 6400 nt
Organism: Caretta caretta (loggerhead turtle)
Lineage: Eukaryota; Metazoa; Chordata; Testudines; Cheloniidae
Gene: ERMARD
Product: ER membrane associated RNA degradation
Source: RefSeq, a predicted model, not a curated record